This is a messenger RNA of Cryptotermes secundus, 686 nucleotides long. RefSeq lists its product as uncharacterized. The transcript has 2 exons. The coding region runs from base 78 to 506 and encodes 142 amino acids. Gene Ontology annotation, molecular function: chitin binding. Gene Ontology annotation, cellular component: extracellular region. Lineage: Eukaryota; Metazoa; Arthropoda; Insecta; Blattodea; Kalotermitidae. The record is from RefSeq and is a predicted model, not a curated record.
AGUGAAACGCACACUCGCCGUGGCAGAACUGACACAAGUCCAAACAGCGGCUAGACUACGAGUCAGCUGCAGUCGGCAUGUCGACCCACCAAUGGCUGCCGCUCCUGUGCGUCCUAAUACUGCGUAUGGAUAAGGCCUCGUCUGAAGACGUUGCCUUCCAAUGUACGUCGCCUGGCUUCUUCCCUGAUUCCUUGGAUUGCCACAACUUCUACAGAUGCGACGAGAGUCUGAAUGUCAUCCGUGGUACCUGCACCCCUUACGGACACUUCGACCCAGUAGAUACUUGCGUCUGGGGAGGCUGCACGAACCCCGUUACUACCACCACCACGCCAGCGCCCACGACAACAGGCUUCAUAUGCACUACAUCAGGAUACUUCCCUGACCCAAGCGAUUGCCGCGCGUUUUAUCAAUGCAGCAAUGCUCUAGUGGCGACUCAUGGUUUCUGCAUGGCAGGCAAAGGAUUUUAUAACACUGAAACUCUUGGAUGUGAGAUAGGAACCUGUUAGGUUAUUCUGAGUUUCGAAUGAGAUAACUCGUGACUUGUCGUCAUUGCUCUGAAGAGCUUCAUUUUUGAAAACUACUUAUGAUAUUUGUUGAGAACUUAAAGUGGAUGUUUCUGGAUUUUUAAUAUAGAAAAUUAUAUGAUACUUUGGAAUGUGGAAGUAAAUGUUGAGUUUAUGACCCAA